Penicillium daleae is the source of this 1738-nucleotide messenger RNA. RefSeq lists its product as uncharacterized. NCBI's taxonomy places the organism in Eukaryota, Fungi, Ascomycota, Eurotiomycetes, Eurotiales, Aspergillaceae. Gene Ontology annotation, biological process: transsulfuration. Bases 32 to 1738 code for a protein of 568 amino acids. The transcript has 4 exons. Gene Ontology annotation, molecular function: cystathionine gamma-synthase activity; pyridoxal phosphate binding. The record is from RefSeq and is a predicted model, not a curated record.
GGCUUCAUUGUAGUUCUGCAACUUCGACACCAUGACUGUGUCUGCGCCUGUGCCUGUGCGUGCUAUAUCUCCGCCAAGGAUGCUUCCUCUCGGAACGAGUCAACCUCCUGGCGACAAAUAUGCAGUUAGUGUGUCCUUGCCAACAUGGGACUCGGUACCCGGCCGACCCCUUGGCUAUCAAUGGGUGAUUGAGAAAAUGCAGACAAAUUAUCCAAGGUUCGGUGUCAGUGGCAUCGUGCAACAGUUAGCCAGCGCCGUCCUGCAGCGGUGCGCGGUCCCAGAAGAACAGAUGCAUUGCCUUGUGUUCACCUCCAAGGAUGCAGCAAGUCGAUGUAUGGUGUAUCUCCAGAACCACCAUAACUCGGAUAUUCGAGCAGACGUGGUAUCCCUCUACCUAUCCCACGGGGCUACUGGCCCGACAAGCACACAUUGGGACCGGUUCUACGCGUUGAUAUACGAUGCUGAUGCCAGGGUGGCAGCAGGCCACUUCUGGUCUAUAUUUGGUGACGGAAUUUCCGGUCGGCAUGCCGAAUUUUAUCUUCAGCUCUGGCCAUAUAUGUGCUCUGAGUCUCAAAAUGAAUUUUUGCAGUUCUGUGCUCCUGCCACAGGAGCAGGCAGAUAUGCUGGCACUCUCACUGGCACUGGCAAGAUAGCCAUCCCGAUGCUCGAAUUGUUGGAUGGAGAGCAAGCGGCGAAAAUGGAGAUUAAGAACAGGAUUGCGGAAUUGAUUGCGUCUGAUAAUCCUGAGCUCACUCCACCGUCUGCAAAAGAUGUAUUCCUUUACGCAAAGGGGAUGUGCGCUAUUUCUGCCGUGGCACGGGCCCUGAUCCCAGAGGACAAAGGCGCUUCAGAAGCGGUGGUAUUCGGGUGGCCCUACGCCGAAACCCCCAAAUGUGUAGGCCAAUCUGGCUAUGAACGCUUCACACUCUACAGUCAGGGGACAACAGAGGAGUUGAAUCAGCUAGAAGCAUCACUCACGUUGGGAUCACGCAUCCGUGUCUUGUUCUGCGAAGUUCCGUCGAAUCCGCUCCUUCGAACUCCUGAUCUUCAGCGGAUCCGGAACCUCGCAGAUCAGUACGACUUCGUUGUUGUCUGCGAUGAAACGCUUGGGACAUUUGUUAAUGUGGAUAUACUUCCGUACGUGGAUGUGGCCAUCACGAGCCUAACCAAGAUCUUCAAUGGCGCCGCCAACGCUAUGGGAGGGAGUGCCGUCGUCAACCCGCACAGCCGCUACUACAGUGAAGUCCACGCCAGACUUACAGCUACAUACGAGGACCUCCUCUUCCCAACUGAGGCGCUUGUCCUCGCCCAGAACUCCCGAGACUUCCAAGGACGCGUGGGCAGGUGUAACGCCAAUGCCCUUACCCUGGCUACUUUCCUCUCAUUGCACCCGAGAAUCGAGUCCGUGCUUUACCCUCCCUUGGUGCCUACCAGGCAACUCUAUGAGCUCUAUCGUCGCAGGAACGGCGGAUAUGGGUAUGUUCUGAGUAUCCUGUUCCGGGAACCGAACGAUGCGGUAAGGUUUUAUGACAAGUUGGAUAUGCGCAAGGGGCCAAGUAUUGGCACGAACUUUAGUUUGGCCCUUCCAUAUGCCCAGCUCUCUCAUGUCUUUGACCUCGAUUGGGCUGAGUCCCAGGGGAUUCCCAAGCAUAUUGUGAGGCUUAGUGUUGGGUUGGAAUCGGAGGAUGAAUUGGUGAAGUGUGUUUCUAGGGCGUUAGAGGGUUUCACGUCCAUUUAG